Messenger RNA from Gongylonema pulchrum, 288 nucleotides. Lineage: Eukaryota; Metazoa; Nematoda; Chromadorea; Rhabditida; Gongylonematidae. The record is from the annotation of a GenBank genome assembly.
AAGCGAAAAAUUGCGUACAAUCGUGAUGGACGACGGAUUAUUGACGGAGAAAUUGAGAAUGAGCAGAAUGCUACAGAUUUGUGGUCCACAGCAGUGACGCGUCUAGUGGCUCAGGAUUUGAAGGGUCACACCGACAAGGAUUACACGCUACAGAAACUUGGCUUCGUGCAGUAUGCGUAUUACUUGCUGACGAAGCUCAUUCAACAGUGCAACAGGCCGGCCACUUAUGGAUUGAUAGCACUGAACGUACUAUUAAUAUCAUUGUUCCUCUAUUUUUUCUUUUUUUGA